GUGUGCGUGACAGCGGACGCGCGCCGCGGCGGCGGCGAGGACGGCGGCGACGGCAGGGGCCGAGGGGGCGGUCGCUACGAGGCGGGUGCGGAGCGGGCGGAAGAGGCGUCUGUGCGGGCGGUGAGGUCGCAGAGGAGCAUCGUGGGGAUCAACGACUAUCAUCUGUUCUACAAGAUGAGUAACAGCCACCCUCUUCGCCCCUUUACUGCAGUGGGGGAAAUUGAUCAUGUGCACAUUUUGUCUGAACAUAUUGGUGCCUUGUUGAUUGGGGAAGAAUAUGGCGACGUCACAUUUGUUGUGGAAAAGAAACGUUUUCCUGCCCACAGGGUAAUUUUAGCAGCAAGGUGCCAAUAUUUUCGAGCAUUACUAUAUGGUGGAAUGCGAGAAUCUCAGCCUGAAGCUGAAAUUCCUCUCCAAGACACCACUGCAGAAGCAUUCACAAUGCUACUUAAAUACAUCUAUACUGGGCGGGCGACGCUGACAGAUGAGAAGGAGGAGGUGCUGCUGGACUUUUUGAGCCUGGCUCAUAAAUAUGGAUUUCCAGAGCUGGAGGAUUCUACCUCUGAGUACCUCUGCACCAUACUUAACACUCAGAAUGUCUGUAUGACUUUUGAUGUUGCCAGUCUCUACUCCCUUCCCAAGUUAACUUCCAUGUGCUGCAUGUUUAUGGACAGAAAUGCUCAGGAGGUGCUCUCAAGCGAAGGCUUCCUCUCCCUUUCUAAGACAGCGCUUUUAAACAUCGUAUUAAGAGAUUCAUUUGCAGCUCCCGAAAAAGAUAUUUUCCUAGCCUUGUUAAACUGGUGUAAGCAUAAUUCAAAGGAGAAUCAUGCUGAAAUCAUGCAGGCUGUCCGUUUGCCUCUGAUGAGCCUCACUGAACUUCUGAAUGUCGUGAGGCCUUCGGGACUGUUGUCUCCUGAUGCCAUUCUGGAUGCUAUUAAAGUUCGAUCAGAGAGCCGGGACAUGGACCUCAAUUAUAGAGGCAUGCUCAUACCAGAAGAAAACAUUGCAACUAUGAAAUAUGGCGCCCAGGUGGUAAAAGGGGAGCUGAAGUCUGCCUUAUUAGAUGGUGACACUCAAAAUUAUGAUUUGGAUCAUGGAUUUUCUAGGCACCCAAUUGAUGAUGACUGCCGUUCUGGCAUCGAGAUUAAGCUAGGUCAGCCAUCCAUUAUCAAUCAUAUACGGAUACUCCUGUGGGACCGAGAUAGCCGGUCUUAUUCAUACUUCAUUGAAGUCUCAAUGGAUGAACUUGAUUGGAUCAGAGUUAUUGAUCAUUCGCAAUAUCUGUGUCGUUCUUGGCAAAAGUUGUAUUUUCCAGCCCGUGUCUGCAGGUAUAUUCGAAUAGUUGGGACUCACAACACAGUGAAUAAGAUUUUUCACAUUGUGGCUUUUGAAUGUAUGUUUACAAACAAAACCUUCACUCUGGAGAAGGGGCUAUUAGUUCCCAUGGAGAACGUUGCAACAAUUGCUGAUUGUGCCAGUGUGAUUGAAGGAGUCAGUCGGAGCCGAAAUGCCUUGCUGAAUGGGGACACUAAGAACUAUGAUUGGGAUUCUGGCUAUACAUGUCAUCAGCUAGGAAGUGGUGCAAUUGUGGUUCAGCUGGCACAGCCAUACAUGAUUGGGUCAAUACGGUUAUUACUGUGGGACUGUGACGAUCGGAGCUAUAGCUACUACGUCGAGGUUUCCACCAACCAGCAGCAGUGGACCAUGGUAGCCGACAGAACUAAAGUCACCUGCAAGUCCUGGCAAUCAGUAACUUUUGAAAGACGGCCGGCCUCCUUCAUUCGAAUCGUUGGAACACACAACACAGCAAAUGAGCGAAUGGAAACCAGCUCCUGCGGCUUUGCUUCCGCCUACCAGCCACUCUGCAGAGACUUGGAGAGGUCAAACGCCCUGUCCUCAGAGUCCUCCGCCCUCCCAGACGUCAGCUGUCUCAGUGGUCCCUGGGCCCUCUGAGCAUGGUGUGCAAGGAGCCCUAGCCCCGCGGGGCAGCUGAGGCACACAGUUGCUGGUUUCUUCUGUCCGGCCACCCGGUCCUGUGCCAGCCUGCACCUAAGUGUUCUUGGGUGAGCCUCUUCCUCCCUGGCCUGUGCCUCACCUGGGCCCAGGCCUGGAUCCCGGGGCAGCAGCCAUUCCAUUGGGCUGCAGUGUUUGUGGAUGUUCCGUCACCUUUGGAUUUCACGAGGGAAGAGCGGGCAGGUUAUUCUCCCCACUUUGGGCUCCUGCGGUCAGGUCAGCAGGCAGGUGAGGUUCCUGGGCCUCAAACAUGCUGUUUUUCUCUGGAGAAGUGCACUGGGUUCCUCCAGAUCAGAGAGGAGAGGACAGUGCCCGCAGUGAGUCGAGAGCGUGAGAGAGGGCGCUUUGAGCACUUGCACCAGGGCCGCGCCAGGCACGCCGGGACUGGCCCCCCUCAGCAGGUGGAUCCCCGCUGGGCUCACAGAGGCACCUCAGGGUCCACUCACACCAUUUAAGGUGAGAAGAACAUCUGUUUCCAUCUUGAGCGCAAAAUAAUCAAUCCGUAAGUUAAUUAUUACUUAGCCUUUCUGUUUCUCAGGUGGGUGUAGAGUAAGCGCUGGUGCUGGUGGGUUGGAGUCUGGCAGGUGACCGUGCUGUGGGCUCCAUGUGCUCCUCAAGCUCGUGCUUUUACAGUCAGAUGUGCUUAGCAUGCACCCCUGAAGACCUGACCGCUGGUUAAAGACCGCAGUCAUAAGGAACAGUAAGGUUGAAACUCGAGGCAAUAAAUGAAAGGCAUAAAAAUAGUAACCGUCUUGCAAUUUCAUCUUAACAUGAACUUUCUCAGAUCUGUACAGGACCGGCUUCCUGGGCGUGUGACCAGGGCCGUUGCGUGGGGCUCCGCACCCAGAAGGGGGCUCAGAGCUUAGGGUUUAAUGCUCUCCAGCACCCUCUUGAUAGUCUUGGCAAUUUUACCUUUGAA
Molecule: messenger RNA, 2932 nt
Organism: Balaenoptera acutorostrata (minke whale)
Lineage: Eukaryota; Metazoa; Chordata; Mammalia; Artiodactyla; Balaenopteridae
Gene: BTBD9
Product: BTB domain containing 9
Exons: 11
Coding region: 175-1953 (592 amino acids)
Biological process (GO): modulation of chemical synaptic transmission; adult locomotory behavior; circadian behavior
Molecular function (GO): protein binding
Source: RefSeq, a predicted model, not a curated record